UAUUCUUGGAAACGCUACCUUAGCCCUACAGUAUAUAUAAACCAAUAAACUGAAGAAAUGAAUCUGCGGCUUAGACGAUUGACUUCAAGAUAGGUGAAAGAAUUCGUCUUUGAGCUAAAUAAAAUAAAAUAGUCUGGAACAGAAAGUGUAAUGCGUUAGGCUAUUUAAAGGUAACCUUUCUGAACCGACAACUAACCUCCACAAAUCAAAUCUCCCAAGAUUCUUUAUUUUAUAUUUUUUUAGUCGUAACUGCAGACGAAUUCCCGACUGCUGCCUUGGAGCUGUCUCUUCAGCACCACAGUGAUGUUUUAAUUAUUCCAACUACUGCUACAGUACGUGUUGCUGCGCUGUGCUGGAGUAGAUUACAAUAAGGUUUCCCGAGACAGCUUCAGCAUAGGGAUAAGACAUAAACAGAAAGCUUCGCGCGGAUCCUGAUGUAAAACAAAUAACAAAACUGGCACCAGAACAAAAAAGAGCUUGGAGACUACAAUCUAAAAAAGAAAAUAAAUCUGCUGGACUAAAUGGAGGUAAACAGCUUGCUGCUUCCCACCACACAGUAAAUAACUUAUUGCAGACAGUUUCCUGUGUAUCUGAAUUCUUCAUUUCAGCAUGACAGGUCAGAGUCUGGAAGACCCAUCAGAAGUCAAUUUGGAAAACAAUGAAAUAAGCAUAAAUGUGGGAGGCUUUAAGAAAAAGCUAAGGUGGAACACCCUGUCCCGAUUUCCCGAAACAAGGCUGGCCAGGCUACUGAGCUGCCAGUCCAAAGAGUCUAUACUAGAAUUGUGUGAUGAUUAUGAUGACACAGAAAAGGAGUUUUACUUUGACAGAAACCCCACCCUGUUCCCUUAUGUUUUAAAUUUUUACAACACCGGCAGGCUUCAUGUGAUGGCAGAGCUCUGCAUUUUCUCUUUCAGCCAAGAGAUAGAAUACUGGGGCAUAAACGAGUUCUUCAUCGACUCCUGCUGCAGCACCAUGUACCAUGGAAGAAAAAUAGAGCCAGAACAAGAAGACUGGGAUGACAAAAGUGAAGACGAGAGCACCACCUCUUCCUUCAAUGAAAUCCUUGGCUUCUACAACAAUGCUUCUAAGUUUGAUAAUCAGCCCCUGGGGAAUGUCAGAAGGAGGAUCUGGUUAAUGCUGGACAACCCUGGCUAUUCUAUUCCAAGUAGGAUAUUCAGUUUCCUUUCAAUAUUGGUGGUCCUGGGGUCUAUAGUUACCAUGUGUUUGAACAGUAUGUCUGACUUUCAGAAAUUUGACAGUGAAGGGAAACCAGUAGAGGACCCCAUGUUUGAAAUGGUGGAGCACUUUGGAAUUGGGUGGUUCACUUUUGAGUUGGUGGCAAGGUUCACAGUUGCACCAGAUCUCCUCAGAUUCUUUGAACACCCUUUAAAUCUCAUAGACCUGAUGUCAAUCUUACCUUUUUAUCUGACUCUCUUCAUCAACCUGGUGGUAGAGAGCAGCCCGGCUCUUGCAAAUCUUGGACGUGUGGCUCAGGUUCUAAGACUCACAAGGAUCUUCCGGAUCUUGAAACUUGCUAGACAUUCAACAGGGCUCAGAUCCCUUGGAGCCACCCUCAAGAACAGUUACAAAGAGGUUGGCCUCCUUUUGCUGUAUUUGUCUGUCGGGGUCUCCUUUUUCUCAGUGGUGGCCUACACCAUUGAAAAAGAUGAAAACUAUGGACUGACCACCAUCCCUGCCUGCUGGUGGUGGGCCACGGUCAGCAUGACCACAGUGGGCUAUGGAGAUGUGGUCCCAGGAUCCAUAGCAGGCAAGCUAACCGCAUCUGCCUGCAUAUUAGCAGGGAUCCUGGUGGUAGUGCUUCCCAUCACGCUUAUUUUCAACAAGUUUUCCCACUUCUACAAAAGACAAAAGCAACUGGAGUCUGCAAUGAGGAGCUGCGACUUUGACGAGGGAAUAAAGGAGGUGCCUUCUAUUAAUCUGAGGAACUAUUACGCACACAAGGUGAAAUCCUUAAUGGAAAGCCUUUCAAAUAUGAGCCGGAUUUCACCCAGUCAACAGAGCCUUAACAAUUCAAUACUCUGAAGGUGACCAAAGCAAAGGUCGGUGUAAGAGGUAGUGUACUUCGCUUCCUAACAUUUCAUUAAAAAAAAAAAAAAAAAACUGAAACUAGUAUUUCAUGUUCUCUUGGAAAGAUUGCAUAGAUUUACCCAACUAAAAGGCAUCAGCAAAUUGGAAUACAUUUUUUACUGUUGAAAAACGACAUGAGGAACAUCUCCAAAUGCACCAAUGAGUGGCUGCUACAUAGUUAUAAAUGAUAUUAUAAUCUUUUGGAACCAAUGUAAAUGUUUGUUUUAUGUUUUGACAGUAUAAAGAAAUAGCAUGGACCAUUCUGUAUUGACAAUGGACUGUAGAAAGACGGCUAGCUCAGUAACUUCUUGUUCAAGCACAUUAAAAUGACAAAAUGGUAUAUCUGAAGUAAAUGUGCAGUAUUUUAUAUCCAGCUCAUGAAGUCUAUUAUUCACCUAAUUUAAAAAAAAAAAAAAAAAAAAAAAACACCUGUGUAUAGAAAAAGAAGUGAGCCAAUACAGAAGAAUAUUAUUGCAUAUUAAAAAACUUGGGGCUUGUCCUCUUGGAGUUGCCAGCAACAGAUGAUGUGUUGAAUCAAAUGUACGAGCAACAUGUUCUUUUACAAAGCAGCUAAAAACUGGUUAAUUUUGUGUUAGUUUUACCAUUAUAAAAGUUUACUGUAGUAAAAGCACAGCAAAUGUGAUAAAGAAUGUGAAAGCAUGGUAAAAUAUAAGUAAGCAUUGCAAAGCCCAGAGCAGUAUGGUAAAGCAAAUUAAGAAAAACAUGCAUAGUACACCCAUGGAAAAACUGCAAAAGAAAGCUCCAUGCAAAAAUACCAUGGUUUAAAAAAAAAAAUUAAAAAAAAAAAAAGUAUGGCCUUUGCUCCAUAAAAGUAACUAACAGGUUGGUAAUUAUUUUUUGUGUUGGUAUUUUCAGUGUGCUAGUAUUUCACAUGUGUGAUUCACUGCCCUGAAAACAAAGCUUUCAAGUUACUUUGUAUAACAGUGUACUGCAUUAACAGCUUGCUGGCUCAUAAUGAUACGCAGCAGUUGUAUUAAAUCCAGAUCAUUUGUAGUACAGAACACCUGUGGGUUAAGAUGGGUUACUUCAACCCAUUCCAUAAAAACAGUCAAGAUAAAAGGUAUUUUUCAACAAAAUUUAAAAGCUUGUCAAGAUUCAGAUCAGUGGGGGCUCCCAACUGGCGCAUCCAUUAAAGCCACUCCCCGUGGAGUGCAGGAUGUACCCUAUAGCCUGGGGAUCGCUGGUUCAAGUCCAGGUUA
This is a messenger RNA of Polyodon spathula (Mississippi paddlefish), 3308 nucleotides long. RefSeq names its product potassium voltage-gated channel subfamily S member 2-like. The transcript has 2 exons. Lineage: Eukaryota; Metazoa; Chordata; Actinopteri; Acipenseriformes; Polyodontidae. Bases 610 to 2043 code for a protein of 477 amino acids. Gene Ontology annotation, molecular function: voltage-gated potassium channel activity; protein binding. Gene Ontology annotation, biological process: regulation of delayed rectifier potassium channel activity; protein homooligomerization; potassium ion transmembrane transport. The record is from RefSeq and is a predicted model, not a curated record. Gene Ontology annotation, cellular component: voltage-gated potassium channel complex; membrane.